AUGGCCGAUCUAAGAAAUAAUGAAGUAAGUGUUACACCACUUGAAGAAGUAAAAAAUAAGUGGAGCAAAUUAAGAAACUGCUUCACCAAUGCCUUAAAAAGACGCCGCAAGAAAAGUGGACAAACAGCAGCUAAAGCAGUUCCUUGGAAAUUUGAAAAGCAAAUGGGGUUUCUGCUCCCAUAUGUCGAAGGGAGAUCUACAGUUACAAAUUUAAGUAAAUCAAAUGAUGGCGAUUCGACACAAGAUUUCGAAUAUCAAUUUUCUGAAGAAUCUGCGGUUUCACUUCCUCCUACCAUUCGUUCUCCCACUCCAGGGACCUCCCCUUUAAGGCCAUCUAUUGCAAGAGCAUCUACUCAAAAUUCUAGUGCAAGUUUUACCACGAGACGUAUAGACAAAAAUGAUAACGACAAUAAUGUAUUAAAAGAAAUGGUUAAUGUACCUACUGAAAAAAAAACACAGGAAAUGAGGCAGAAGAGAGCAGUAUCAGAUACCUAA
Messenger RNA from Pieris macdunnoughi, 495 nucleotides. The record is from the annotation of a GenBank genome assembly. Lineage: Eukaryota; Metazoa; Arthropoda; Insecta; Lepidoptera; Pieridae.